AGGUAACACCCACCAGGUAUCUAGAAACUUCUUCCUGGUAGAUUAUAAAUAUAGCUUUAAGUGCAGUAUACUAGCCAAACCAUUGCCACUCUUGCAUGAUAUUUCUGAGAGAGACAGUCUUCAGGCUAGAAUAAACACCUCAACACAAGUAAUCCAGGUUGCAUUUGAUCCCUCACUUCACUGGUUGACAAUCCUGAUUUGAUGAAUAACAUUAAGAUAGAUGGUAAUAUAUUCUGUGAAAGAAAAAUUAAAAAAAAACACUCUGUCGGAUGGGUUGUAGAACAAUUUUGCCCAACAUGGAAAAACUUUCUCAUUGCGGGCCUCUUCCAAUUACAUCUUCAAAUGUAGGCUUAGAUUAUGGGAACCGUACCAUUGAAGCCCUAUUAAAAAUGUCCAGUGACACAGACGAUGAUGAAGAUCAGAGUUUUGAACAAUCAAAAGUUGGUGACACGAGGAACAAAAAUUUACUCUGUCCUUCUGAGUCAACACCAAUGCCUCCGGUUAUACUACAUAGUCAGACUACAAAUUACAAAUUGUACUGUUCACCUAUGUCGCAAAGUUCAGCAUCCAAUAUGGUACAGUCUCCAACAAAUCAACCUGUCUCGUUAAAAACUCAUGGUAUACUGUCACCACCAAUGUCCUCAUCAUUAUCAUCAUCAUUGUCAUCUGUUUCCUCAUGGCCUAAAAAAUCAACAAAAUAUUCAAAGGAAGAUUCUUUUACAAAGUUUAUAUCUGAUAAGCGUCAAACCUGUUCAAGUGAUGAACAGAGAAAACCCAUUGAGGUAAAUGUUACAACACCUCGUUUGGAAAAGAGACCAACAUAUGCUAACCUUAGCAGUAUUCAUAGAACUGAGGCUAAUGAUGAAGGUAAUGCCGAACCUUUGUCUACUUCAUCCUUAUCAAGUUUAACUGAUGGUUACCCUGCUUUCACAGGGGACACCUCAGACUGCCCUUAUGGUCAAAAUUAUAACAAACCACGUGGUCUGAGAAAGUUUGAAUAUCAUUCACACUAUAUAAAACAGUGUCGAAUUGAGAAAACUGCUCGCACCAAGAAAGUAUGGGAGAGAUCACCAAAGCGACAGCAAGUUAUCUCUCGCAAAAGAAAACUCAUCAAAAAGUGUCAGUUGGAGAAUUACAUGGAACAAAACACUCCAGUGUCUGCUCACCAUGAACGGAAGAAAAAAAUGUUUCAUAGCAACAAAUAUUUUUGUUGCCUUUCUAGCCUUUGGUUUUCUAGUCGCAAAAGAAGAAUUGUAAAUAGUAAUUUAAAAUCCAAGAAUAAUUCCAGAAUCAAUUUUCUGAAACUGCUGAUCUCUUAAAUGAAACAAUUGGUCGUCUUGGC
This is a messenger RNA of Octopus sinensis (East Asian common octopus), 1342 nucleotides long. RefSeq lists its product as uncharacterized. The record is from RefSeq and is a predicted model, not a curated record. Bases 270 to 1319 code for a protein of 349 amino acids. Lineage: Eukaryota; Metazoa; Mollusca; Cephalopoda; Octopoda; Octopodidae. The transcript is spliced from 2 exons.